UCCGUCUUGUGGGAGGAGUCACGCACUGGCUUCGACUCAAGAUGGCAGCUGGAGCGGAGCACGGCUUGAAAAGAAUAGUUUGGCAAAGAAUCAAGGACACCCUCAUUGCAGACUGCAGAAAGUCAGAAGUAUGGAAGAUCCUCAUUCUGGACCAAUUCACCACGCGCCUCCUCUCCUCCUGCUGCAAAAUGUCCAAUCUCAUGUCGGAGGGCAUCACAAUUGUGGAGGACCUGCACAAAAACAGAGAGCCAGUUCCAGAGAUGAAGGCCAUCUAUUUCAUGAGACCCACUGCCAUGUGCGUUGAUGCAUUUAUUAAUGACUUCAAACUGAAACCCAAAUACAAAGCUGCAUAUGUCUUCUUCACUGACUACUGUCCUGAUGAUCUCUUCGACAAGAUGAAGAAGAACUGUGCCAAGCACAUUAAAGUGUGUAAAGAGAUCAACGUCUCGUUUCUGCCACUGGAAGCACAGGUGUUCACCUGUGAAAACACAGAGGCCUUCAAGAGCAUCUACACUCCGAACAGUCAGGACAGAGAUCAGACGCUGGAGACGAUAGCGAAUCAGAUCGUAACUCUCUGCGCCACGCUGGACGAGUAUCCUGGAGUCAGAUACAAGAAGGAUUCUGCUCUUGAUUAUGGAAACAAGUUGGCUGAACUUGUGGAUAAUAAACUGGCACGACAUUACGAGUUGGAUGAUAAUUCGAAGAAAAAGGGAAAAACGCAGGCUCAGCUUCUGAUUGUUGAUCGUGCACUGGACCCUGUCAGCCCUAUUCUUCAUGAGCUCACCUACCAGGCCAUGGCUUAUGACCUCAUACCAAUAAAGGACAACAACUAUGAGUAUAAGUUAAAUGAUGGCUCUAAGAAAGAAGCUUUACUGAAUGAAGAGGAUGAAUUAUGGGUCAAAUUGCGUCACAUGCACAUUGCUGAGGUCACUGGGCAAAUCCCCAAACUGGUGAAGGAAAUCUCUGCCAACAGAGAUGAGAAGAAACAGGCUGAUGGGAAGAUCACAAUCGGAGGCCUAUCCCAGCUCAUGAAGAAGAUGCCAGGCUUCCGCAAGCAGAUGACUCAGAAAACUGUCCACGUUAGUUUAGCUGAGGAUCUGAUGAGUCAUUUCCAGAAGAAUGUGGAAAAACUCUGCAAAGCCGAACAGGAUCUGGCUGUAGGUGCAGAUGCUGAAGGACAGAAGGUCAAGGACCCCAUGAGGACGUUACUUCCUGUGCUGUUACACCCACAUGACACCACUGAUAAGAUCCGGGCCGUCCUACUCUACAUCUUCAGUCUAAACGGAACGACAGCGGAGAACCUGAAUAAACUGAUUCAGCAUGUGAAAAUCGAGGAUGAGAGCGGGUAUAUCCUGAACUGGAAACAUCUGGGAGUUCCCAUCCUCUCCACGCCGAGCAUGUUGUCGUUCCGUAAACAACCUCGGAAAGACCGGUCAGACAAGGAGACUUACAACGUGUCUCGCUGGACACCCGUCAUUAAAGACAUAAUGGAGGAUGCAGUGGAGAACAAACUGGAGGUUAAAGACUGGCCGUAUCAAUCUGAAUGUCCGUCUGCGUGGAACGGCUCUCGUGCUGUAAGAGUGGUGAGUGCGCGGCAGAAGCACAAGGGCAGUUCUCCGGAUGAUCUCAGGAGCGGCUCGCGGCUCAUCCUCUUUGUUCUGGGUGGGGUCAGUUACUCAGAAAUGCGCUGUGCUUAUGAAGUCACGCAUGCUAAUAAAUCCUGCGAGGUUAUCAUUGGCUCGACACACAUCCUCACUCCACGUGGUCUGCUGGAGGACAUUUAUAAAUUGGACAAAUAACCCAUGGAAAGCUUUAACAUUGAGGAGGACAAACCCUGAACAGCCCUGCCCUGCCAUUUCCUCCUCCGGACUGAAGGGAACAGAUCUCCGCUGCUUUCCACCUCACAGCAUUCACUUAAAAGCUUAUUACAAGAAAAACAAAAAACAAUAGUUCUGCAUGGAACAUUUUGAGGUCAUUUCAUGUCUUAAAGUCUCAGUUGUGCUCAAUUUAGGUUAUACGUAACAGUAACUCUUCACAACUAACUUCAACUUUGAGCUAUUUAGGCUUUUUAAAUUGUUAACUUUAUAAAAUCGUGAAAAUUAUAACAUUAUCUUUUAAUAUGCAUCAUGAUUAAAAACUUAAGUAAGACCCAAUUGGUUUGAUAACCCUUUAAUGCAAUAGAAGGACUUUUAAAAAGAGAUCAGCUUGUGACCAGAGCCUUACAAACUGGUGCCUUUUAUUUACCAGUGAAAGCGAAAUGCUUGCACUGGAUUUUCAGUAACAUUUUUUUUUGUAUUUCUAUCUCACACUAACAGUAGUUAUUUGCAAAAUCCACUUGAAAUUUGAAAAUAUGUUUUGAUGAUUUGUUUGUGAAUUAGGUUGAUUUGUACAUAUGCAUUUUGUGCUGCUUUAGUGUUUUGCUUGUAUAAAACAUUAACUGAAGAAUGAGCAAAUGAGGGAUUUAACCGAUUUAAUGCAUACUUAUUGAACAACUGACAACUUGAAUGACGUGGUUCAAUUAUGUUUGGUUUGUAAUGUUUGUAAUGUGGUCUGUCUAAUGUCAACUGUACUUCAUAAAAAAUAUAUUGGCUCUAUUUAUGAUUUCAUGGAUUUUGUCCUGUGGACGGUGACCCCUGUUGUGUAUACAUUUUUGAAGAAAAUGCAAGAGGGGAUUUUUAUGCAGGCAUGUUACAAGCUGUUUGUUGAUGUCCAGUGAGCUUUUUCGAGACAUUAAGCUAUGAAAUUCCUGCUUGAGU
Molecule: messenger RNA, 2756 nt
Organism: Sinocyclocheilus grahami
Lineage: Eukaryota; Metazoa; Chordata; Actinopteri; Cypriniformes; Cyprinidae
Product: syntaxin-binding protein 3-like
Exons: 20
Coding region: 42-1799 (585 amino acids)
Biological process (GO): vesicle-mediated transport
Source: RefSeq, a predicted model, not a curated record